Molecule: messenger RNA, 367 nt
Organism: Lucilia cuprina (Australian sheep blowfly)
Lineage: Eukaryota; Metazoa; Arthropoda; Insecta; Diptera; Calliphoridae
Product: histone H2A-like
Exons: 2
Coding region: 1-288 (95 amino acids)
Cellular component (GO): nucleosome
Molecular function (GO): DNA binding; structural constituent of chromatin; protein heterodimerization activity
Source: RefSeq, a predicted model, not a curated record
AUGGCGCGACCGAACAAAAAGAAGACCGUUAGAAAAUCUCGUUCAAAAAAGGCUAAUUUAAAAUUUCCCGUUGCUCGUAUACAUCGUUAUUUGCGUAAGGGUCGUUAUGCAGAACGUAUAGAACAGGCCGGUUAUAUUGCAAACGAGCGUAGAGGCAGAAUAGAACCGCGAGAUAUAAAGUUUGCGAUUGCCUUAGAUGAAGAUCUAAAGAAGUUUUUACCAAACAUAACCAUACCGAAGAGUCAAAUGUUUUUGUACGUGGAACCGGCUUUACUUAAUAAGAAGUGAAUAUAUUUAUGUAGAUUUAAGGUGUUAUUAAUUUUGUUUUAUUAUUUUUUAAUAAAAUACCUAUUUAAGGUUUUUAAAG